UGUCUGCUCUGCGGAAAAAACAAAGUGAAAUUUCAUCUAAAUAUGAGUAGCCGUAAACACAGGGGACACGAAAAUAUGGAAAAUCUGUGCCCCGUCACCAGAAAACGCUCAAAAAAUAAGAACCUCGCUGUAGGUGCGGGCGCUCUCCUUUCCGUCACAAAAACAACUCGCUACGAAACUUCUUCGCCAUCGGCACUAACCUACGAGGCACUAGAAGAGAUGGGUGUUGGAAUGUUGGACUCCGAGGAGAGCAGCUCAUCAGCCAUGUCGGCCAUUGCACUGGUUGUGAGUACGAGCGAUGACAAUUCUAACGAGACUACUCCGCAUGUCAGUGUGGCUCGUAUGUCGCAUCAGCAACCCCAACGCCUGAGUAUUAGCUCCACAGGCGACACAACGCUGGACAGCAGCGGAAACAACACGAUCCUUGUCGACGAUAUGCAGCAAAAGCUUCAUGCUCUGGCCCAAGCUAAGCGCUCGGCUCUGGGUUCAGAGUGUAGCAGCAACUCGAAUUCCCCCAGCAAACGGACGCGAAAUCCACUAGUGGCAGUUUCGUGCAACAAUCAGUGCGAUAGUGCUGCUCCGCUUAAUAUGCAGCCCUCCACCAGCAGGCAGGCCCUCCGUCAGCCCAAGAAAGCUACUACAAUGCCUACGCCCCAUUUAAUCAACAGCCAACAGGGAAAAGAAAGUUUCUUCGUGUAUCGAACGCCCUCAAUGAGUGCUCACAUCAGCAGUGGGAUAAACUACUUCGACAAGUUGUCAGAUGAAAUUUUACUGGAUAUUUUUAAGUGGCUGCCAAAAAAAACACUCUUGCGGAUGGCGACCGUGAGUCGACGUUUUAACCGAUGUUCCCGGGAUGAAACUCUUUGGACACGACUGGAUCUCGGUUUACGCACGCUUCGUCCAGCUGCCCUCGAACAGAUUGUGCGCCGAGGUGUCUUGGUGCUGCGUCUGGCCCAGGCUAAUAUACAAGAGCCCGCUUUUACUCCAUUGGCCUGCGACUUUAAAUCCCGUUUGCAAUAUCUGGACCUAAGCAUGACUUCCAUUAGCCGAGUGUCUUUGCGCUCCCUUAUGUCCCAAUGCCGACAGCUAAAAAAACUAAGCCUGGAAAAUGCAGAGCUUAGUGAUGAAAUUUGCGCUGAGAUUGCAAAGAACAAAUCCCUGGAGGCACUGAAUCUAACUAUGGCCAGCGGUUUAACGGCCAGGAGUGUGCGACUGAUGAUGGAAUCCCUCACAAAUCUAAGCAGCUUAAACAUUUCAUGGACUGAUUUGAGUGCUGAUGCUGUGACUGCCUUGGUCACGCACAUCUCUCCCAAUGUCAUUCGCCUCAAUGUGGCUGGCUGCCGACGCGUACUGUUUGACUCCCUUUUCUUUACGCUCUCAGAUGUGAAAUCGUUGCAGAGCCGUUGCCCCCAGCUUCUAGAGCUCGAUUUGUCGGACUGCAACAGCCUGACGCCAGCUGCAAUUGAGGCAAUUAUGCAGUUCCAAAUGCUGGAGUAUUUGUCAGUUUCUCGUUGUUACCUUAUUCCUGCGGCUAGUUUUAUUGAACUGAAGGAUAUGUCGUCUCUCACGUAUCUGGACAUUUUUGGAAUGCUGUCGGACGGCGCAAUGGAGGCACUUGAACAGCAGAUGCCCAAAAUGGGGAUCAACAAGUUCAUUCAUAGUUCAGUCUCGCGGCCGACGGUAGGCUCGCGUCGUACCUCGAUUUGGGGGCUUCGCACGAGGGACUAAGCCCCAAUGAAACCUCUUCCCAACACUAAUUAAUUUUUAAGCAGAUCGCCUACAUUUGCUAUCGCCUAGCGCAUUUGUUUAAUUCUCAAUUCAAUGAAAAUAAUUUUAAGACA
Molecule: messenger RNA, 1841 nt
Organism: Drosophila persimilis
Lineage: Eukaryota; Metazoa; Arthropoda; Insecta; Diptera; Drosophilidae
Gene: Skp2
Product: S-phase kinase-associated protein 2
Exons: 5
Coding region: 43-1728 (561 amino acids)
Biological process (GO): SCF-dependent proteasomal ubiquitin-dependent protein catabolic process
Cellular component (GO): SCF ubiquitin ligase complex
Molecular function (GO): protein binding
Source: RefSeq, a predicted model, not a curated record